Molecule: messenger RNA, 3465 nt
Organism: Sitodiplosis mosellana (orange wheat blossom midge)
Lineage: Eukaryota; Metazoa; Arthropoda; Insecta; Diptera; Cecidomyiidae
Gene: Septin4
Product: septin-2
Exons: 8
Coding region: 928-2043 (371 amino acids)
Biological process (GO): cytoskeleton-dependent cytokinesis; regulation of exocytosis
Cellular component (GO): septin complex; septin ring; microtubule cytoskeleton
Molecular function (GO): GTP binding; GTPase activity; molecular adaptor activity
Source: RefSeq, a predicted model, not a curated record
AGUUCUAUUGUAGUCACCAGUGAGUGAAGAUAUAUUCAAGACUCUAUCGAUUUAUUACCAUUGUGUUCCACACUCUUAGCCAGUUCAGUCAGUUCAAUUCGGUUCCUCACGCUUAUUUUGUAUGUGCCCGUGUGUAUGUGUAACAUAAUCAGCAGUCGGUUGAAUUUGAUGUGCAGUUGUGAACAUGCGGUGAAAAAAUAAAAUAACACACAGGGCCGAGAUACGGAAAGAAUAAUAAAUGUUGGAUUCGGCGCAGUGUAAAAUAUAAAUAGACCGACCGACCGUCGUUCGGUACCACGAUAAAACUUCACCAUAGAGCCAGUCAUACAGUUAGGCUGAAUGAAUGGUGUUUUUGCCAGAGUAACAACAACACACACCGUGCGCGCCCGUUUCAUUUUACGAUAACAAUGAGUGGAGUGAGCGAGACAACAAACGGAUUCGCUACACACACAUGCUGAACCCGAGUGUAUGUUGUGCAUACACACACACACAUACGAUAAACGUGUAUCUGGCUGUUCAGUCGGAGGGGUGUGAUGUGUUUUUCAGCAGCGCGAACUAACAUUUUGCGAUUGAAACCAUUAGAAGUGAAUUAUAUAGUUGCCGUAGAUGGAAGUGAAAGAGAGUCGAGAUUUGUCGUCGUUGUCCGGACUUUGUAUUUGUGCAUUUUCUAUUAAUCAAUGAAUCAAGAGAGAGAAAAAAAACCGAAGAUACAUUGAAUUAAUGGGAAUUUUAUAUAAAACAGUGAUAAGUAUUGCAGUUAUUAUAAAUUGAUAAAUGUGCGAAAAGAAAGUGAAUUAAAAAAUCGACUCUCAUACAGCGAAGAGUAAGAGCAGUGACACAGUGAACGAGUUUGUUGUUGAUUGACGAAAAACAGGGUGCGUUUUAUAUUCACCAAAAAAAUCAUUGCCAAACCAUCGACAUAAAAAUAUGGCUGGCAUGCGGAAUAGCUACGAUCGAGAUUACAUUGGGUUUGCCACUUUGCCCGAGCAAGUACAUCGCAAAUCAGUGAAACGUGGUUUUGAUUUUACGUUGAUGGUCAUCGGAGAGACUGGGCUCGGCAAAUCCACGUUAAUCAAUUCAUUGUUUUUGGGCGAUUUGUACAAGAAUCGUGUGGUACCAUCGGUGACCGAACGCCUCGAACGCACAACGCAAAUCGAAAAGAAACAAAUGGAAAUCGAAGAGCGAGGCGUUAAAUUACGUUUAACGAUUGUUGAUACACCUGGCUUCGGUGACAGCAUUAAUUGCGAAGAAAGUUGGCGGACGGUCGUGCAAUACAUCGACGAUCAGUAUCGCCAAUUUUUCACCGACGAAAGCGGAUUGAAUCGCAGAAACAUUCAAGAUAAUCGAGUCCAUUGUUGUUUGUACUUCAUUCCGCCGUAUGGCCACGGUCUUCGCCAAAUGGAUAUCGAUUUUCUGCGACGAUUGCACAAAAAAGUCAACGUUGUACUUGUCAUUGCAAAGGCAGACGCAUUGACUACGAACGAACUGAAACGAUUGAAGGCAAACGUGUUGGCCGAUUUGGAAACACAUAAGAUUGACCUCUACCAAUUUCCGGACUGUGAUUCCGACGAAGAUGAGGAGUUCAAGCAACAAGAUCGAGAGCUGAAAGAAAGCAUUCCAUUCGCUAUCGUCGCCAGUUCCAAUUUGGUCGAAGUUGGCGGUCGAAAGGUGAGAUGUCGUACAUAUUCAUGGGGAUGUGUCGAAGUUGAGAAUCCGCAGCAUUCUGAUUUCAUAAAAUUGCGUCGGAUGUUGAUUUCAACGCACAUGCAAGAUUUAAAAGACACCACACAAGAUGUUCAUUACGAAAACUAUCGUGCUCAGUGCAUUUCACAGAUAUCGCAACAUGCAAUGCGCGAUCGAAGCAAAUCCAAACGCGAAUCAGUAUCAUCGAAUGAUACAGUCAGUGAAACCGAUCGUUUGCUACUUCAAAAAGACGAAGAGAUUCGUCGAAUGCAAGAUAAACUUGUACAGAUGCAAGAAAAGCUAAAAACGAACACAAUUUUGGAGAUGAACAAGAAAAACGAUAGCGUUAUUGAUGUUUAGUUUGUUCGUUGUUGUUUCGAGUGGAAGUGAAAAGAAAUCUGCAUUUCAAAUUAAAUACAUCCCACGGUGUAAUGCAAUACACAUGUGCGCUACACGCGAAUACAAUGUUUUGAUUUUGUUCCAUCACUCACACACUACGUGCUCGCGUACAUUCUUUUUCCAGAGACACACAGACACACACACAUUCAACUGCAAUGAAACUGUAAUUUUAAUUUCGACAGAACAACCUGAUUUAUUAUUUGUUGACUCUUUUUAUAGUUAGCGUGCGUGUCACCAGUUUAUUUUCGUCUAAGCAUUAUUUUACCAAUCAGUCUAGAAGACAUACAUAUACACACACCUACAGAACAAAAACAAAAGAUCCAAACGCACAAUUUGUUUGGUUGAAAUGCGUAUUUUUUAAAUAGCAACUCACAUUUAGAGAGAUAGACACACAGUCUGGAUGACUUUAUCAUUCAACACAUUGCAUUAUUCGGGUACGAAUUCGUCUCUUUUUUGUCACAUACCACAUAUAGCAUCGGUGCAUCACAUUACAAACAUAGAGUAUGCAUCGUCAUCGCCACGCAAAGCAUCUACAUCGAACAAACAUCACUUGAGAAAAUAAAAGCUGAUUUCUUCACAAAAUAUUAUGACAAACGAAACCAUAGAUCUGAAUGAACCUUUUGAGCAAACACAUAGGAGAAUCAAAAUAAUGCCCUUGUCUUUCAAUGAGCUACUAAAAAUUACAUUUAUAAUUUCCAAAAUGAAACAUUUUUAUUUAUUUAUUUAAAAUUGCUAGAGUAUUUCAUUCCGAGAUGUUUUUUUUAUUUUGUUUCGGGAGAAAGUUCAUCUUGUGCAAAAAUGAAAACAAAACAAAAUUGAACUCGUAAAAAAAUGAAAGAAAAGAUAUUUGAAUUGACGAAAUUUGACGUAGGCUGUUGUUGUAGGAGAAUUUCUGUCUGAACUCUUUCAGCAUAUGAAUAAUCAGAAUUGCUUCCAAACUCUUUUUUCUAUGUAGUCGAAUCAAAAAAAAAAUUCUGUUUUAGUCAAUCAUUUUAUUUGAAUGUCAAAAUCAAAAGCGAAAUUACUUUUUCGUUCCACCAAAAAUCAAAUCUAAGUUUCAACAAGAACGAGAGAAGAGAGAUUUUUUUCUAUUUAUUUUUCUAUUUACAAAAAAAUGUUUUUUUCUUUUUCGAAUUUUAAAGGACAGAAGAAAAUUAUGCACAAAAUUCAGUUGCAAUAGAAAAUAGACAGCAACGAAUGCCAAUUUAAAGCACAAAUUAUUAUUAUAUUGGAAAUCAUUCCCGAUUUUAUUGAGACGAUUUAAACAAAAUAAAUGAAGAAACACCCUUUUUAGGUAUAAUAUUUACUCAUUGUAAUCGUUUGUAUUUCUGUCAAUAAAUAUAUGUUAUCGAAACCAUAUUUGGGGAAUACAUAUGAUAAAAA